Messenger RNA from Polyodon spathula (Mississippi paddlefish), 3244 nucleotides. It is a transcript of the gene dync1i2a, whose product is annotated as dynein, cytoplasmic 1, intermediate chain 2a. Gene Ontology annotation, biological process: transport along microtubule. Gene Ontology annotation, cellular component: cytoplasmic dynein complex. Lineage: Eukaryota; Metazoa; Chordata; Actinopteri; Acipenseriformes; Polyodontidae. The record is from RefSeq and is a predicted model, not a curated record. The coding region runs from base 153 to 2033 and encodes 626 amino acids. The transcript is spliced from 17 exons. Gene Ontology annotation, molecular function: dynein light chain binding; dynein heavy chain binding.
AGGUGUAAUGGUAAGGGAUUUCACUAAACUGCACACCCUGCCAGACAGCAGCAUUGAUGUUCGGGUGGGGCAGACUUGAUUCAUCUUCUCAGAACACCGAAACAAAUAAUUAAACCGACACACAACUACGAUAAUCUUGUAGGUCUGUAACCAUGUCUGACAAAAGCGAACUGAAAGCAGAGCUUGAGCGCAAGAAACAGCGACUGGCUCAAAUCAGGGAGGAGAAAAAAAGGAAAGAGGAGGAGCGGAAGAAGAAAGAAGCUGAUCAGAAGAAGGAAGCGACUCCACCCCAGGAUGACUCGGACCUGGAGAAGAAGCGGCGCGAGGCAGAUGCUUUGCUCCAGAGCAUGGGCAUUACACCUGACGCUCCAGUUGUCCCUCCACCUAUGUCUCCAUCCUCUAAGUCUGUGAGCACGCCAAGUGAGGCUGGGAGCCAGGACUCUGGUGAUGGCGCCGUUGGAUCUAGGACACUUCAUUGGGACACUGAUCCAUCAGUUCUACAACUUCACUCUGAUCUGGGACGAUGCCCCCUUAAACUUAGAAUGGGCAAAAUUACACAUGUGGAUUUCCCCCCACGUGAAGUUGUAUCCUACACAAAGGAAACCCAGACCCCAGUUGUGACGCAGCAGAAAGAAGAUGAUGAUGAGGAAGAGGAGACUACCCCACUGAAACCGGUAAUAGAACCCGAGGAGGAGAAGGCAGUGCAAAAGGAGGAGAAAGAAGCUCCUCCUCAUGAACUGACCGAAGAGGAAAAGCUGCAGGUUCUCCACUCCGAGGAGUUUCUGUCUUUCUUUGAUCACAGCACCCGCAUCGUGGAGCGGGCCCUCUCUGAACACGUGGAUGUGUUCUUCGACUACAGCGGCAGGGAUUUGGAAGAGAAGGAAGGAGAGAUCCAGGCUGGAGCUAAGCUGUCUUUAAACAGACAGUUUAUGGAUGAACGUUGGUCAAAGCACCGUGUUGUUACCUGCUUGGAUUGGUCGCUUCAGUAUCCUGAACUGCUUGUUGCCUCAUACAACAACAACGAGGAUGCCCCCCAUGAGCCAGAUGGUGUGGCCCUUGUGUGGAACAUGAAAUACAAGAAAACCACACCAGAGUAUGUCUUUCAUUGCCAGUCAGCAGUGAUGUCGGCUGCCUUUGCAAAAUUUCAUCCAAACCUAGUUGUUGGUGGCACAUAUUCUGGCCAGAUAGUUCUGUGGGAUAACCGCAGCAACAAGAGGACUCCAGUGCAGAGGACUCCGCUCUCCGCUGCUGCACACACGCAUCCAGUGUACUGUGUGAAUGUGGUGGGUACCCCGAAUGCUCAUAACCUGAUCAGCAUCUCAACCGAUGGAAAAAUGUGUUCCUGGAGUUUGGACAUGCUGUCUCAGCCACAGGACAGUAUGGAAUUGGUCCACAAGCAGUCCAAGGCUGUAGCUGUCACCUGCAUGUCCUUCCCCCUGGGCGAUGUCAACAACUUUGUAGUGGGAAGUGAAGAGGGCUCUGUGUACACUGCAUGUCGACAUGGAAGCAAAGCUGGAAUCAGUGAGAUGUUUGAAGGGCACCAGGGACCGAUUACAGGUAUCCACUGUCACACAGCAGCAGGACCAGUCGAUUUCUCCCACCUGUUUGUCACCUCAUCCUUUGACUGGACAGUGAAACUCUGGACAACCAAGAAUAACAAGCCACUGUACUCAUUUGAGGAUAACUCAGACUAUGUUUAUGAUAUCAUGUGGUCCCCAGCCCACCCAGCCUUGUUUGCUUGUGUUGAUGGAGUAGGCCGGCUUGAUCUGUGGAAUCUCAACAACGACACAGAGGUACCUACAGCCAGUGUAACAGUGGAAGGAAAUCCAGCCUUGAAUCGUGUGAGAUGGGCACAUUCUGGCAGAGAAAUUGCUGUUGGAGACUCAGAUGGGCAGAUACUCAUUUAUGAUGUUGGAGAGCAAAUCUCAGUUCCACGCAAUGACGAAUGGACACGUUUUGCCCGCACGCUUGCAGAAAUCAACGCCAACAGAGCGGAUGCAGAAGAGGAAGCUGCUGCGCGUUUAUCAGCCUGAUUUACUGGAUAAGAAGCAUAGCUAGAGUAGGGACCAAUAGCAGGUUUUUGUACAACAAAACAAAACAAAAAAACGUAGUUUGUACGGUUAGGUGUACUAGCCACUGUCAAAAGUACACACAAUUGUGUACAUUAAACUUGUUUAUCUUUUUAAGUCUUCCAGCAAGAAUGGUCAGUUUUCUAAUAGACAACACACACAUUGUAUACUUUACUGGGUAUUUAUAAACUUCUGAACUGAACUGAUACUGUGCACACAGGUUUCUAUUUAAAAACAGUUUAAUAGAGCUAUCAAACUGUAAAAACUAAAAUGCUGCCCACAAAUGUAUCAUGUUGGCUUUUGCAUUAAAUUAGCAAAAACUAUUAGGUCAGUGAUUCUGCCAAUUCUACCAAAAUCCUUAAAGCUCAAGAUGUAUUGUCUUGGAGAACUCUAAUUAAAAUGCCAGACUUUGCAUCCUGGCACUCCAGGUUAGCUGCAUAUAUCACUGUAUUGGUACAUAUUCUACUCAUGCUUUGCAUUCCCUGUUUGAGGCUCACUUAAACUAUAGCCAAGACCAUAAUUGCUGUCAUGAUUGAUAAGUGUGCUCACUACCUUUGCUGCUAUGUCCCUAUGAAAAUAUAGUAAUUUAAUCAUUUAUUCAUUAUAUGCAAAAUUGUAGUAUGCUCUUGUCAAAUAACCUAAACUGUUAACCUUUACAAAGUAUGUAUUUUACACAGCAACUUGAAUCCCCUUCUGGAAUUAAUGGAAAGCAGAACCAGACCUACUUUGUAAAAUGUUCCAUUUCAGCUUUGUUGAUAAAGCCAUGUGAUGAACAAGAUGUAAAACACCAGUUUAAAUAGGUAAUAAACUUACACCAUGAAAUAUGAUGUAAACAUUCCCCUGUAAUAAUUAAAAGUGCAUAAAGUAAACAUUUUGGGUAGUUCAUAUGGGCAUGGUGUGAAACAAUAGUGCUAAAAUAACCCCUUAAAUAGGAUAUUAAAACUACAGCAUGAAGAAAACAAUCUGAUCAGGCAGUGUAGUUCUGAUAUUGUUUUUAGUCUGUUUGCAGGUUAUAGCCAUUGAUAUGUGACAUUAUUUAUACCAUGUUUGAUUUUGUUUUGUUCUAAACACCGUUUACUUGACCUGAAUUACAAAAUAUUCCAAAUUAGAAGUAACUUUUUAAAUACACAAUUCAAACAAUGAUUUACUUCAAUAAAAUACAUUACAAGAACAUG